Pediculus humanus corporis (human body louse) is the source of this 846-nucleotide messenger RNA. Its product is annotated as Aquaporin AQPAe.a, putative. The coding region runs from base 1 to 846 and encodes 281 amino acids. Gene Ontology annotation, molecular function: water channel activity. The transcript is spliced from 5 exons. The record is from RefSeq and is a predicted model, not a curated record. Gene Ontology annotation, biological process: transmembrane transport. Gene Ontology annotation, cellular component: plasma membrane. Lineage: Eukaryota; Metazoa; Arthropoda; Insecta; Psocodea; Pediculidae.
AUGAAUCAAUGCACUCUAAUUAGAUUUGGUCGUCAUAUCGCCGAUAACGAUAAUAAUAAUAAUAGUGGUAGUAGAGGUGGCGGUGGUGGUGGUGGUGGUUGUAGUAGUCAUUUGAGCGGAAUCGUCGGGGUUAAAGAUAUAACAGAGGGUAACAUCAUUUGGCGACAACUUUUCGCAGAAUUUUUAGGAACAUUUUUUUUGGUACUUCUCGGAUGCGGAAGUACUAUUUCCGGUUGGCCCGAAUAUUCACCUUCAAUGCUUCACAUAGCGUUAACGUUCGGUUUGGCCGUAGCAACCAUGGCACAGGCGAUCGGUCACGUGAGCGGAUGCCACAUAAAUCCGGCGGUUACCUGCGGCCUUUUCAUAACGGGCGACGUCAGUGCAUUAAAAGGAAUAUUUUACGUCGUCGUACAAUGUGUUGGCGCCGUUUGCGGAUCUUUCAUACUCAAGAUCAUAACACCGACGGAAACUGCGGGUUCUCUCGGUUUGACGACCGUUAACGAACUCAUAAGUCCCGUCGAAGGGAUGCUCGUCGAGGCUUUGAUAACUUUUGUAUUAGUGCUCGUCGUACAAUCGGUUUGUGACGAAAAAAGGACCGACAUAAAAGGAUCCGUACCUCUUGCCAUCGGUUUAACCGUCGCUUUGUGUCACCUCGCUGCGAUAAAAUACACGGGUGCCAGCAUGAAUCCGGCAAGAACUUUCGGACCUGCCGUCGUCAUAGGUUCUUGGGAAAAUCAUUGGGUGUAUUGGGCAGGUCCGAUUUGCGGAGCCAUACUCGCCGGAGUCGUUUAUAGGCUCCUUUUUAGAGUUCGAAAAGAAGACGAAGCAAAUUCAUACGAUUUUUGA